GUACACUACAUUUAAGUACAUAAGGUACCUACAUUUGUAAAUGGGAAGGCACUAGAUAUUUGUAAGAAUUGCAAACUGAAUAGCACAUAAUGACGUCUCCUCGAAUACAACCUACUCUAGAUUAUUUCUCCGAAUUUCCCUGGGAGUUCUGCAAACAUUCUUAUAAGGCAAAAGGUUAACGAGGAGUCGAGGACAAGGUUGACACCAGCAUAUUUAUUCACUCAAUGACAUUUUGCCAAUCUCGCCAAUAUCAUCACAGAGACUGCAUUAAAUAAGACAUGUAGCCAAGACAUGUAUAAACGAUUUCAAUAUCGUCAGAAGGUUCCUACGCCAAGGGACAUUAUAAGAACGUUGAAAACAAGACGUAAAUAAAAUGCCUCUCAACUUCCCGCCUAUCUAUCUAUUACCUACUCAUAUCGAACCUGACGAGUUGCCAGAACUGGAGAGUAAAAUACCUACUUUGACCCAUGACAUCGAUGAGUCUAGUAUCAUCCUGGGCAAAAUAUCUAAUAAGGAAAGGGCAAAGUUCGAACUAAGGCGAAGAAGCGUUCUGACUGAAGAUAUCAAUUUAUCCCCCACCCCUCCCCUUAUUCCAGAGACGCAGACAGGUGGCUCAUCUCCCCCACAAAAGCGAAGAAAGCUCUUAAGCUCAGUCUCUUCUAAAAUCACGCGUGAUUAUAGACGGACGCCUGGAUCCGAAGAAGAGAGCCUUGAUGAUGGCGUGGGUACUUUUAGUAAGGCUAGUUGGGAAGACCAGAAGUUAGGGGGUACCACAGACGAAGACGACAACCCUAUCGUCAGAGUUGUAAAACUGUCUUGGUUUAUCGACUGCUUGGCCCAGGACUCUAUACUUCCAAUAGAUAAGUAUUUGAUAUAUCAAGGUCGCAGAAUACAAAAGAUAUCUAACAAACCUCCGCCGAACCCUGAUGAUAUCCUUAGACGUGCUCGGCAAGAAGGAGGAGACAGAAGCUCUACUGCAAGAGGAGGCUUUUCAAAUGCCUAUGCGUCUAUUUCACGGCAUUACAGAACAUCUGCUCAUACAAAACGCCCUGAGUUAAUCCACGAAUCGACGGAAGAGGAUGAGGGUCGCUCACACAUGCCACCGAUUCCAGACUAUUUACACACGACUUACUCUUGCCAGCGUCCAACCCCUGCAAGCCCCCCUAACGAGUCUUUUAUCGACGAGCUAGAAAAGAUUCGGACGCUCAGAACCCUCGAGGGUGACAAGAUAGGCGUCAGAGCCUACUCUACAAGUAUCGCCUCCUUGUCAGCUUACCCUUAUCUCAUUUCGCACUCAGCUGAAGUGGCCAAACUACCUGGCUGUGGCGAUAAAAUUGCCACGCUAUAUCAACAAUGGAAAGCGAAUGGAUACUUGGAAGAAGUUGAAGAGGCAAAGAAGGACCCGAAAAUGACCGCACUGCAAUUAUUCUACAAUAUAUGGGGCGUCGCAGAUACUACCGCUCGAGAGUUCUAUAAUAAAGGAUGGCGAGAUCUCGACGACAUCAUUGAAUACGGGUGGGAUAGUCUAAGCCGAGUUCAACAGAUCGGUGUCAAGUACUAUGACGAACUACAGGAGAAAUUACCUCGCCGCGAAGUUGAGGAAAUCGGGCAAGUUAUACUAAACCACGCUAAUAAGAUCCACAAGGGUUUCGAGAUGGUUAUUGCCGGAGGCUAUAGAAGAGGUAAGAGCGAAAGCAGCGAUGUUGAUAUUGUCCUUAGCCACCCCGAUGCAGUCGCCACCGUUGACUCUGUCGUGGCUAUUGUCAACAGUCUUGAGAAGGAUGAGCAUAUAACUCACACGCUCGUUCUGAGCACCAAGAAUAGCGAGCGUGGGCAGACCCCAGUGUCGUGGAAGGGACAGGACCGUAAAGCAGGCGCUGGAUUUGACACCCUGGAUAAAGCCCUAGUGGUGUGGCAGAAUCCACACUGGGACAAGACCGCAUCAUCCAAGAACCCGAAUCCCCAUAGGAGAGUUGACAUCAUUAUCAGUCCAUGGAAGACGGCGGGCUGUGCCGUAAUUGGUUGGACGGGGGGCACGACGUUCCAGCGAGAUCUUCGGAGAUACUGCAAGCAUGAAAAGGCUCUCAGGUUCGAUAGUAGCGGCGUACGGAGUCAGACAGACGGAAGCUGGGUAGAUCUCGAGAGUGACGCGAACGGUCCAGCCCCAGAUAUGCUCACGGCAGAGAAGCGGGUUUUUGAGAGGCUUGGACUUGAAUGGCGUCCGCCGGAAGAAAGAUGUACGCGAUGAUUACGUUUGCGGUCUAAACUUCUUAAUGAUGACCUAUUGAUCAAAUUGAAGAUGGUGUUAAUUGUGGCCACGAAAAUUAUGUUGCAACUAGGGCUAUCGCUAUAAUAGGAGUUUAUCAAGUCAAAGGGAUGGGAUUUCGAGCCCUAUAGCCCCUGAGGGUGAUAGAUAUUUGCAAUACUUACCCCAUUAUCCGUUUGA
Messenger RNA from Daldinia vernicosa, 2446 nucleotides. Its product is annotated as Nucleotidyltransferase. Lineage: Eukaryota; Fungi; Ascomycota; Sordariomycetes; Xylariales; Hypoxylaceae. The coding region runs from base 374 to 2248 and encodes 624 amino acids. Gene Ontology annotation, cellular component: nucleus. Gene Ontology annotation, molecular function: DNA-directed DNA polymerase activity; DNA binding. The record is from RefSeq and is a predicted model, not a curated record. Gene Ontology annotation, biological process: double-strand break repair via nonhomologous end joining. The transcript is spliced from 2 exons.